Molecule: messenger RNA, 1506 nt
Organism: Seriola dumerili (greater amberjack)
Lineage: Eukaryota; Metazoa; Chordata; Actinopteri; Carangiformes; Carangidae
Gene: pcna
Product: proliferating cell nuclear antigen
Exons: 6
Coding region: 222-1004 (260 amino acids)
Biological process (GO): leading strand elongation; mismatch repair; translesion synthesis
Cellular component (GO): PCNA complex
Molecular function (GO): DNA polymerase processivity factor activity; DNA binding
Source: RefSeq, a predicted model, not a curated record
GCUUGCAGCUCAAACCUUGCCUCUGCAGUGAGAGUGGCGUCUGCGUGCUGCACCUCUGUCAGCUAACAACACACAAAGGCUGAACUUUUUGGGGGACUCUCUCUCAAACACACUCGGUGAUAACUUCGAGUUACAGCCUCCAAUUUGACGGAGUAACGCCAAAAGCGACCAGAAACUCUUCUUUUGAAGCCUACGCACACGAAAAAAACUCCACUGCAACCAUGUUUGAGGCUCGCCUGGUCCAGGGAUCCAUCCUGAAGAAGGUGCUGGAGGCUCUGAAGGAUCUGAUCACAGAAGCCUGCUGGGAUGUCAGCUCGUCCGGCAUCUCCCUGCAGAGCAUGGACUCCUCUCACGUCUCCCUGGUACAGCUCACCCUGCGGCACGAUGGCUUCGACUCGUACCGGUGCGACAGAAACCUCGCCAUGGGAGUCAACCUCAGCAGUAUGUCAAAAAUCCUGAAGUGUGCAGGAAACGAGGACAUCAUCACCCUCAGAGCAGAAGACAAUGCAGACACUCUCGCCCUUGUGUUUGAGACACUCAACCAGGAGAAAGUCUCAGAUUAUGAGAUGAAAUUGAUGGACCUGGAUGUGGAGCAGCUGGGUAUUCCAGAGCAGGAGUACAGCUGUGUGGUGAAGAUGCCCUCAGGGGAGUUUGCCCGUAUCUGCCGUGACCUGUCCCAGAUCGGUGACGCCGUCAUGAUCUCCUGCGCCAAGGACGGAGUCAAAUUCUCUGCCUCAGGAGAGCUGGGAACAGGAAACAUCAAGCUGUCCCAGACCAGCAACGUAGACAAAGAGGACGAGGCGGUUACUAUUGAGAUGAAUGAACCCGUCCAGCUGAUCUUUGCCCUCAACUACCUGAACUUCUUCACCAAGGCCACGCCACUGUCCAAGACAGUCACCCUCAGCAUGUCUGCUGACAUCCCCCUCGUGGUGGAGUACAAGAUUGCUGACAUGGGACACAUCAAAUACUACUUGGCACCGAAAAUCGAUGAAGAGGCUUCCUAAGUUGUUUCUAAAAGCCCAAAAGGAAGAAUAGAGAAAAGCAGGUGACUGGGACUUGUCCUGAGCGAUUGAAGGGCUGAAGUGAUCUCAUGGUGGUGGAUCAUCACUCUGUUUGAGGUCUCUGAUCUCCUCCUGUCUAAUGAGACAUUAACAGCAGGGAGGUUUAGUGUCAACUUUUUAUAAACAGUCAGCUGUCAGCCGUAUGAAUGAUGCCAUCUGUGUGAUGUGAUAAAGCUUCAGUGCUUUGACUCUGAACAGGUGUUGAGAGCAGCUCGUCGUGCUCCUGACAGUCCCGUGUUAAUUCAGCACUUGUUGACUCCCCUUUUGUGUCUCUCUCUCUCUAUUUUUGCCCAUUUUGGGAAAGCCGAUUUCAAGUAUCCCAUUCCUUGUUGUAGAUAACACAUUUGUAAAUACUUUCUGUGGUUUUCGCACUGUCAGGUCAACCCCAAAUGUUUUUGUAUUCAUUGAUUCAGUCCAAAAUAAAUGAUUCAAGUUGUUUCCAAUA